Messenger RNA from Nicotiana attenuata, 883 nucleotides. RefSeq names its product protein ULTRAPETALA 2-like. Gene Ontology annotation, cellular component: nucleus; cytosol. The coding region runs from base 72 to 743 and encodes 223 amino acids. Lineage: Eukaryota; Viridiplantae; Streptophyta; Magnoliopsida; Solanales; Solanaceae. The record is from RefSeq and is a predicted model, not a curated record. The transcript is spliced from 4 exons.
CUUGAUCAAUAAAUUGUUAUGCAUUCAAGUAACUUUGUGAUAGUAUCAAGACAUUAACUCUAUUGAUUGCUAUGGUUGCAGACAUGUUUACAGAAAAAGAGUUAGAAAACUUCAUGGGUGUGUUAAAGAGAGGAUCGGACUAUGUCGAGAUCGAAUGUGGCUGUACUGUUACCAAAUUUGGUGACACAAAUGGAAAGCUCAGAAUUUUCCCAGACGGGAGGCUUGAAAUUGAUUGUCAAUGCUAUCGUGGUUGCCCACAAGUGAAAUUAUCACCAAUUGAGUUUGCAAAACAUGCUGGGAGGAAGACGGCAAUUCAGAAUUGGAAAAGCCAAAUUUGGGUAAAUAAUAAGGAAGGGCGAAGAGAAAAAUUGUGGAAGACAUGUUUGUUGAAGUAUCACACCGAUACAUUCCGUAGGCCUCUUCGUGGCCAAAUCAUACAUCGUGAUGAGUUCAUUUGCUGCACUAAUUGUAACAAAGAACGUCGAUUUCUUCUACGGACUAAAGAAGAAUGCAGGAUUUAUCAUGAUGCUGUUGCUAACAAGGAUUGGAAAUGCUCUGAUAUGCCUCACAAAAGAAUGAGUUGCAAUGAUGCUGAAGAAAGAGAAAGUAGAAAAGCAUGCAGGGCUUGUCCCAGAACUGCUAAAUGCAAUGGUUGCGUGAGGUGUGUUUGCUUUGGUUGUAGCAUGUGCAAAUUCGAGGACUGCAAUUGCCGUGCAUGUGUUGACUUUCUUAAGAACAUUUGAUGUUAGACGACUACCUGCUCUUUUGCUUGUAUACAACGUCUCAUAGUGUGGAUUCAUAUAGCCGAUUCAAGUUGUUUGAGAUUGAGGCGUUGUAUACAACAUUACCUUUUAAGAUUUUAUAGAUUUUAUGAUUUUUAUGA